AUGGUACAGCAAACUAGCUUCGCUCUCAUCACAGGCUGCAGAAGUGGCAUUGGAACACAACUCGCAAUAUGCUUUGCGGCCCGAGGAGUGACAGUUCUGGCCACAGCAAGAUGUGUGGACCACCUUCAGGAGUUGACAAGCCAAUACAAGAACAUUGAGGCAUUUCCAUUGGAGCUGGGUGACGCUGGUAGCAUUGAGAGGCUCCGAGAUGCUGUGGCUAUACGGACGGGCGGUCAUCUUGAUUUCCUAGUGAACAAUGCGGGCACUCAUUAUGCAGCAACAGCAAUGGACCUGGAGUUGGAAGAGGCAGUAAAGGUGUUUCAGGUCAACGUAUUCUCUGUUAUGCGUCUGUGCCAGCUAUUUAUACCACUUCUUCGCCGCUCGCAUCGGGGGCGUAUAGUGCAAAUUGGUAGUGUGACCCGGGACGUACCGGUCGUGUGGCAGUGUGCGUACAAUGCUUCCAAAGCUGCUCUCAGCCAGUACACCAAAACUCUGCGACUUGAACUUGCGCCUUUCAAUAUAGAUGUUAUUGAAAUUGUGACUGGGUUUGUCCGCAGCAACAUUCUUCACCAUGGGCUCGUUGCUCCCGAGGGCUCUUUCUACCUUCCAAUCAAAGAGAUUAUUGAAACUAUGAAGUAUCAAGGUAACAAGAAUGGCAUGGAGACGGGGACAUAUGCUAGGUCUGUGGUGGAAAAAUUGAUGAGCAAACGAACUCACUCCGAAAUUUGGGAGGGCAAUAUGGCAUGGACUAUCCGCUUCCUCGUUGGAUUUCUACCUUUAUGGCUUCUGAAUUGGCUCUACUACCGCAAAUUCCAACUUGGCCGUCUACGUUGUGCCCAAAAACAACGAAAAGGAAGUGCAACAGCCCAUUCAACGCCAGACCCGGAUUCCCGGGCAAAAUUCUCAGGAUUUGGAUGA
Messenger RNA from Penicillium subrubescens, 918 nucleotides. Its product is annotated as SDR family oxidoreductase. Gene Ontology annotation, biological process: triglyceride catabolic process; phosphatidic acid biosynthetic process. Lineage: Eukaryota; Fungi; Ascomycota; Eurotiomycetes; Eurotiales; Aspergillaceae. Bases 1 to 918 code for a protein of 305 amino acids. The transcript has 3 exons. Gene Ontology annotation, cellular component: endoplasmic reticulum; lipid droplet. The record is from RefSeq and is a predicted model, not a curated record. Gene Ontology annotation, molecular function: acylglycerone-phosphate reductase (NADP+) activity; triacylglycerol lipase activity.